AUGGCGACCACGGCAGCCGACGCCACGGCCGCGGUUCCCAAGGAGCAGCAGCCCGCCAACGGUUCCGCGGCCGCCACCACCGGCGGCGAGCAGGUCACGCGCCACUCCGAGGUCGGACACAAGAGCCUGCUCCAGAGCGACGCCCUCUACCAGUACAUCCUGGAGACGAGCGUGUACCCGCGCGAGCACGAGUGCAUGAAGGAGCUCCGCGAGAUCACCGCCAACCACCCAUGGAACCUGAUGACGACGUCGGCGGACGAGGGCCAGUUCCUCAACAUGCUGCUCAAGCUCAUCGGCGCCAAGAAGACCAUGGAGAUCGGCGUCUACACCGGCUACUCCCUGCUCGCCACCGCGCUCGCCAUCCCCGACGACGGCACCGUAAUGGCCAUGGACAUCAACCGCGAGAACUACGAGCUGGGGCUGCCGUGCAUCGAGAAGGCCGGCGUGGCGCACAAGAUCGACUUCCGCGAGGGCCCGGCGCUGCCCGUCCUGGACGCGCUGCUGGAGGACGAGGCCAACCACGGGACCUUCGACUUCGUCUUCGUGGACGCCGACAAGGACAACUACCUCAACUACCACGAGCGCCUCAUGAAGCUCGUCAAGGUCGGCGGCCUCCUCGGCUACGACAACACCCUCUGGAACGGCUCCGUCGUGCUCCCCGCCGACGCCCCCAUGCGCAAGUACAUCCGCUACUACCGCGACUUCGUCCUCGAGCUCAACAAGGCCCUCGCCGCCGACCAGCGCGUCGAGAUCUGCCAGCUCCCCGUCGGCGACGGCAUCACCCUCUGCCGCCGCGCCAAGUGA
This is a messenger RNA of Triticum turgidum subsp. durum (durum wheat), 804 nucleotides long. Lineage: Eukaryota; Viridiplantae; Streptophyta; Magnoliopsida; Poales; Poaceae. The record is from the annotation of a GenBank genome assembly.